Molecule: messenger RNA, 2660 nt
Organism: Chara braunii
Lineage: Eukaryota; Viridiplantae; Streptophyta; Charophyceae; Charales; Characeae
Source: the annotation of a GenBank genome assembly
AUGUGUCCUCAUUGCUAUCGGUUUCUGACUAGCGGAGCUCCUCCUGCGCCUCCGACCAUGACUUCUUCACUGCAGGGCGAUCUCUUCCUGGAGUAGCACCUCUUCGCGGCUAGCUGCCAGAAAAAAAAAAAAAAAAAAAAAGCAAUUACUGCAGUAAGUUCUCUUUUCACGACGCUGUGAAAGGUGGACUCAGCAAGAUUCCGGCAAUCAAGAACUGAGGGUCAGUGUAUGUCAAUACAGAGAAAGAGAGAGAGAGAGAAGGAGAGAGAAGGAACUUGUGUGGAAGCUUCGAGACAUGGCCGAUGAAGAGCAGACGUGGGAGUCAGAAGAUUGGGAUGCCGAUGGACCCAAGAUUGCCAACCUGAGGUCUGCAAAAGCGGAAGGGGGUGAGGGCGAAGAAGCACGCGAUGACGAGCAGCCAAGGCCACCACAGAAGGAAGGCACUAGCACCAGUGCAGGUUCAGCAGCAGACCCUCGAGUUCAGCGAAUGAGCCGCAAGCAGCGGAUGAAGCAGAUGUUGAAGAAAGCUGAUCAGAAGACGUUGGAAUCUGGCCACGAAGACAAAAUCGAAGUCCUUCGGGACCUCAUGGGCCAGACGGAGGAACACGAUGACGAGCGAAAAGAUGUGAAGGAGCGCAGCAAUGAAUGGCUGCAUCGUCACUGUCAGGAAUCGUUGUUCGAACGAGAGCCCAAGGCCAAGUGAAUGGGAAAAAUAGCCUCCCUGCCCGUGAUCCGCCUCCCCUUACUGAUCAUUCCAUCCUCCUCCUCUGCUCCUGCAGUGGUCAGCCACAGAUACCCCUCCAAAGGUUUGCGAUUCCCCCUGUGCCCUCCUUAGCAUCUCAUGAAAGUUAGGGGUCUGUAAUCAGGAGUGUCUAGUUUAGUGUUAAUUAAGCACUCUGACGGGGCCAGCGGGGAAAGGGGGGGGUAGAAGAGGGGGAGUAAUUUCCCCUCACCUCAGGAUCUCACUCCAAGAGGAAAAGGAUUCCUUCCCAGAGAAGCUAAUGUGCUAUUCUGAAGCGGUGUCGCUACUGCCGUAUGUAUUGUACUGGACUUCUGAUGCCCUUCAAAGCAAACUUCUCUGUGAAGUCCCUCUCUCUCUGAUGUUGUUCGGGGAGAGGAUAUGAUGUGAGGGAAUGCUGCUGCUCCUAUGGGUGGCAGCGGGUGUGGCUUUCCAUUUUAUCUUUUGCUGAUGGAGUUAAAUUGAGCCCGCUGCUGGGUCUCUGCUGCAGACUCGGACAGGCCAUAGUGUUUAGAAUCCUUAAGAUGAUGAAAUAUCCAACACAACAGUCCAGACUGGGACAGGCCAUGGUGGAAUAUUGGGGUGAAUAGAGUAUGCAAACGGGGUUAGAUGAUGAACGGCGGUAGCGCUGAGGUUUAUGGUGUGAAGUUGUGCGCCCUGAAUUGAAACUGAGUAGAGUUGUUGAAGGUUGAGGUUGAAGAGAAAUCAAAAAGAAUGGAGAAAGUGAAAAAAAACAGUGUGGGAAAGUAAGGUCCAGCCAGAGGCUACCCAUCCUUGAGAGGUAAAAAAAAAGAAGCUUCGACCAGUCAGAGGCAUGAGGGCUGCGCGUUUGCACAGGGCGGCUGAGAGAAGUACGGUGCCGUCUGCCUGCCGAAGGUGGAGUUUGAGGAAUGAGCAGAAUAGGAAAACUGAAAGCAGGAGUGUGAUGCGUCCUGGACGACAUUUACCUCGCCUCCACAGGAGGAGGGUUAUGGCAAGUGCAAGCAUUACAGGAGGACGGGUGUUAGAGCAAGGCCCAGCAGGAGGUUGCUUCAGCAAGAGGUGGUUUCAGCAGGAGGUCUCUUGAGGAGGAGGAGGUCUCUCCAGAAGCUUUGGGAUGGAUCGAUGGGGACGAGGUGGCUUAAGGUGUGGACAUGGGGGCGGGGGAGAAGGGUCGUUGGGGGGGGGGGUGGGCCAAGGGGGGGGGGGGGGGGGGGGGGGGGGGGGGGGGGGGGGGGGGGGGGGGGGGGGGGAGGAGGGGGAGGGUAGGGGGGAUUGAGAACCUGAUCGUGAACUUAUGCGAGGAAAGCAGGCAUGUGAGGUUCAUACUCCGUACUUGAUUAGGUGUUAGGUCCGGUUCACACGCUCUCGACAUAGGAAUGUGGAGAGGGUGGAGGGGAAGGAGACAGAGAGAGUACGGAGUUGGAGGUGGUCUGAGUGAGUGAGAUGUUGGAGCUGCAACAGCACAGGGGCUCAGCGGAAUUGGCCAUCAAUCAACCAGCUAGAAUGCCUAAUCCACCCAGAAAGCUAUGCAUGGCAGUCUUUCUGAGGGUUAUCUAAAGGUGUUGACGUUUUUUGUACGAAGAGGACAUAUGUGUUCAGGGCUAGACAUUUUCGUUGUGUCAAGCAGGGAGGGGAGUAUAGGGAGUUUAGCUCUUGCAGAACGAUGGGAGUUCUGUGUGCAUAUGGAUAUGAUGAUGCUAUAAGAAGCGCGCCUUUCAAUAGCACAAUUGGUUGAGUCAUCCACAGGAGGAAGAUUCAGAUUCCAGAGGUAACAGCACAUUUGCUGGUAGUUGAUGCCCUACAUUUGGUGCUUGUUAGGUAGGUCUGGCCCUCUGGAGCCAGGGGGGGUUUGUGAGCUUGACGGAAACUGGGUGCCCUGCCAGCAAGCAGCGUAUCUAGACAACGAAGCGAUGUGCAAGGUUCUCGAUUUUGGAACGGG